Messenger RNA from Gigantopelta aegis, 5739 nucleotides. Its product is annotated as zinc finger protein Xfin-like. Gene Ontology annotation, molecular function: DNA-binding transcription factor activity, RNA polymerase II-specific; zinc ion binding; RNA polymerase II transcription regulatory region sequence-specific DNA binding. The record is from RefSeq and is a predicted model, not a curated record. Gene Ontology annotation, cellular component: nucleus. Gene Ontology annotation, biological process: regulation of transcription by RNA polymerase II. The transcript is spliced from 2 exons. Lineage: Eukaryota; Metazoa; Mollusca; Gastropoda; Neomphalida; Peltospiridae. Bases 129 to 5147 code for a protein of 1672 amino acids.
GAGCAUGCGCAUAGAAGGGCACUUAAUUUCUGAAAUGUGUUUAUGUUAUGUUUAAUUAAUAAGGUAUCUAACCGUGUAAAAUAUAAUUAACAAAAUAAUAUGCAUGUAUUUAUUGAAAUAAUCAAAAUAUGAUGGAUGAUGAUGAUGUUCAUCUGUGUCUGGCCUGUAACCAAACCAUCAUCGGCCUCAUCAACUACAUCGUCCACAAAAAGAGUCAGUGUCGAUCGAAGAAAUCGCAGACAACUACUCCGAAGAAUGGAGGGGAAAGAUCCCACUCAAAUGAUGCUGGGAGAGAUUCAUCAAACUCAAUUUCAGAACUUGCUAUUUCCUACGCUAGUGAAACGCCACCAUCUUCACAUAUCAUUACUAGUGGAACAUUAACUGAGAUCGUCUCGAACCAGUUUUUAACGUCACUGCCUUCAAGUGGUCAGCGGAAUUACAUAUUUUCCACAGCUGGGCAUAAUGAAGCCAAUACAGUGCUUUCAGAAACUAGUCGUAACUAUCUGUCUUCUGAGAAGAAUGUUCCAGGCUCAUGCACCAUUGACUAUUCAAUUUCAGGAAUUAGCAGUCUUGCAAUUCCCUCAACUGGCAGUUGUUUUUCUGGUAAUGGUACACAGGCUAUUGAUGGUAAACUGCAAAGCAAUGUAAAUAGUUUUACUUCAACGUUGGGUGGGCAGACAUCUUCAUACAACUUGCCACCAGAGAAUGUCUGCACCGAUUCUGCUAUUAGCAUUGUUUCGUUAAACCAGCCUGUGUCUUUACCAGAAAUGAGUCCACUCGAUAUUCAGCAGACAUCAGCUAAUACACUGUGCUCCACCAGUCUACCGGGCUCGUCGACUGAACAUACACUGUCCCUGGAAAUACAUUCACCUCUGUCCAGAUUCAUCUCAGCAAACCUCAGUCCAGUUUCUGGCGUUGUCAGUCCCAAUUCUGUGAUGCCUCAGACCAGUGUAGGAAACUGUGAAGAUUUCUUUCAGUCCUUGGAGCUCCAGAGUAAAUCCCAGCAUGGCAGUAAGCCUUGUGCUCAAGGCAGGCACACUAUGGACGAAUCAGAAAUGGAUCUUGAUCUUCCCAUUUCUAGAAUUCUGAGCAGCCUUGAUUUCAGCAGUGAUGAGGAUUUGGUGGACUUCCCAUUGGAUGGCAGUUUUGGUGACAUAUCUGAUGAUGACGAUAAUUCGUCCUACCCACCAAGUUCUCACACUGGAGGCAAGUGGAAACCUGGUGAAGGACCAGUCCAUUCAUUUUCUAAAAAAAUCAAUGCAGGAAACAGAUGGAGAAGAGGAUCAUAUUUAGAUGCAAGGAUGGGUCAUGGAGGAAAGUGGAAACCAGGAAUGUCUAGAGCACGGCCCAAAAGUGAUAAAGUGAUGCCUGACAAAGUCUAUGAGUGUCAUGCUUGUGGGGUGUCAUUUCAUAAUCGGUUCCAGUAUUCCCAUCACUGCAGUAUGCAAAGCCACAAGUUGAAAACACGUGGCAAGUCGUCUGGUGGUUGCAAGGGCUAUCACUGCUCGGCAUGUAGAGUCUCACUGCCAUCAAGGUUUUCUUAUUCUCAUCACUGCAGGAGAAAGUCACACAAAUUUAAUGUGAAGAACCAGGAGUUGGGCUAUUCAGAAAUACAGAUUUCUCAAGGAGUAUUGGGAGCUGAUAAACCAAAUAAGUAUGACUCUGAAAAGUCGUCUCAUCCAGAAAACACAUCUAGCUCUAGUUGGAGCCAGGAGAGUGGUGAUCAGGUCAAAGGUCAAACUAAGCAGCAAGGGAAUCUUGCUGAUGAAAAAGAGCAGACUGUUAACAGUUUGGAAUGUGAAAACUGUAAAGUUUGUUUUGAAAACAAGACCGAUUUUUCGAUGCAUUGUGACAUGUGUAAAAUAAAUUCUACUUCAAAAGACAGAAGACAGAAAGGUGCAGGACAACUGUCCAGUAACAAAUCUGUAGAUGAUAAUAAGGUGUAUACUUGUAGCAAGUGUUCUCAAAUGUUCAUCAAUCGAUUUGCAUAUUCACGCCACCAGGGUUUAUGUAGAGGUAAACAUCCAGAUGCGUCCAAGGGUGAUGAGAAUACAGAUAAAAACAGAGACUCGGAAAAUGCUGUUGCAGCAAAACAUUCUGAUAAUGAGAAAAAACCUGAUCUUUUGAAUGAAUGCAUCAAACCACUUGUUAUCCGGUUGUAUUAUUGUUCUAACUGCAAGCAUUCUUUCAAGACGCGUCCUUUGUACGAUGUUCAUUGUGCUAUAUGCAAGUCUGCUGUAGACCACUCCCAUUCUGUAAAUGAUAACUGUGGACAUUGCUGCUGCUGUAGUCGAAUCUUCAGGUCCGAUCAAGAGCGUGCAGAACACUGUGCAACUGGUGAUCAUCAGAUAAAAGAAUCACAGUUCCUCAGACAAAUGGAGGAUGACCCUGGAAUGGAAAAACUGACUGACAGUUCAAAAACAGAAGAAACAACUGACAGUUGUCCAAGACUGAUUGAUAGACAAGAACAGAAUCAUGUGUGUUCAGUUUGCAAUAAAAGUUUUACAAGACUCUAUGACAUAGUGCGACAUCUUUUGACGAGAUUUCAUAGAAACCGUGCCAUUGACCAUCCACAGGUCAUACACAUGUUGCAAAAAUAUCACCGCUUGCUACUCCGACUAAGUCCUUAUCAGUGUAGUAUAUGUCAGUUUUUCUUCAACAGAGAAGUGGACUUCCAAAGACAUAUUGCAUCUGACUUGCAUCAUAAAAACUGCUCUGCUAUAGUAGGCCAGGUUAUGUGCGUUUCGUGCAAAUACUCGACAUUUGAUCAUCAGUCUAUUUCAGUACAUAUCGCUUCCGAGGGUCACCAAAACCUUCACAGGAAAAGCAAAUUGCUCUGCAUUGUGAAAGAAAAGAAACGCCAAAUAAAAUGUCAGUACUGCGGCAUAGUGAUGGAUUCGAGAAAGCGAAUGAGAAAGCAUGUGGCUUACCGACACCCAACGGGAAUUCCUCCUGAAAUAUUUGCAAGAGCCAAGGGAAGAAAGGAGCCAUCGUGUUCAACCUGUGGCAAGAUGUUCUUCUCGGCAUCGGCUUUAGCAGUGCACAUUGGUCGGGUUCACCUGAACAACAAACCAUACAUCUGCAAACUGUGCAACAAGUGCUACAAAAGCAAGAUGUCCCUCAUUAAGCAUUCCAAGUGUAACAUGCACCUCAAGAGGAUGAGAACGAAAGCGUUUAAAGUAGACCUCCAGACAGAGCAGCAGUCCACUGAUUUCAAUACGGAUCUGGACGACAGCUAUGUGAUCAUAGAAAAUGAUGUUGCUGUUGAUGUAGCAGAGAGUGCAGUGGAAGGUAAUGUGAAGUCUGAUGAUGCCAGUGACAGUAGAAAUAGUCAGUCUGCUAAUAAGAAAGAUGAGCAGACAGAUGAAAUGCUAGAAGUGAAAGAAGACAAUGCUAGUGAUAGAAUGCUGCAAUGUGUGCAGACCAAUGUACAUGUGACUGUCAAGUCUCAGAGUGAUCCCAACUUGAAUAUAUUGUACUUCGGAAAGGAAACUAAAACACUUUCAACUGAAAAGGUUUUCAGAUGUGACAACUGCACAUCAGGUUUUGCAAUGCUUGAUGAUUUGCGUGAACAUGUUGAAAAUGAACAUCCUGAAAACAUCUUCACCUGUGACCUGUGUGGAAGUAUAUUCUUAUCUCGUAAAGCCUUCAGAAUUCACUGUUCGGGAAGGAUGCACCAGGAACAGCUGGUGACACAGGGUACCUCACAACCACUGUUCAAAUGCUCUGAGUGUAGCAUGCAGUUCGCAGAUGAAAAAUGGCGCAAUUUCCACUUCCAGUAUCAGCAUAAUCAUAUAAACAGUGAGGAAUCUUUGGCAGAGAUACAGUGUGGCAAGGAUGAAGUCUCGCAAAGAUUUGGAUCUUUUCUUGGUGAACUUUACUACCUACCGAACAAUGCACAAAUCACUUGUUUAGUCUGUGAUAAGUUGCUAAAGAAGGAGUACCUCCGGGAACAUCUUCGACAGCACACAGGUGAGAAACCUUUUGCCUGUAAGCUGUGUGACAAGGCAUUUGUGGCUCGUCUGUCGCUGCGACGACACCUCAUGUGUCAUUUCGGGCUUCUGGACAGGAACUGUGGCAUCUGUGGGAAACACUUCAAAAAGACCGACCAGUACAAGACGCACAUGCAGGAGCAUAUCAACAAGGACAGGGGUCAGUGCCACAUGUGUGACAUCUGCGGCAUGGUCUUCCCCCUCGAGAAGCAGGUCGUCCACCACAUGAAGAGGCAUGGGGAGCGCAAGUUCAGCUGCCCUUACAAAGGCUGUGCCUGGAAAUUUGUGCUCAAGAGUGAACUCAAGGUGCACAUCUACUCGCACACCGGGGAGAAGAAGUACCUCUGUGACACGUGCGGGAACGGGUUCGCCACGAAGACGCGCUUGGUCCGGCACGUGCGCACUCACACGCAGGAGCGGAACUACCACUGUGAGCACUGCAGCUACAAGGCAGGCAGCCGGACUCACCUCCACCGCCACAUGCGCAUUCACUUGGGCUCCAAGCCCUUCAAGUGUCCAUACUGCUCCUACACCUGCAACACCCACGAGAAUGUCCGCAAGCACAUCACCAAGACACGGAAACACGCUGGACUUAAGAUCUAUCCAUGCAAGUACUGCUCCUAUGGGUCAAACAUGGGUAAGGACUUCAGGAAUCACUUGAUGCUCGACCAUGCCUCAGAAAUAAAAGGUCUCAAUCUGGAAGCAUUGUCUGUGUUUACCGGCUUGUACAACAGAUCCGAUGACCUGAAGCAUGUUGACGGGAUGAACAUCAUCCAGAUCCCCAAACGGAAACCGAGGACUGCACGGAAGAGACCAGGCAAUGUAGUGGCAAAGAUAAAAGAGUCCACACAUGCUGCUCCCAGUGUGAGUGAAUCCACCAAUCACGAAAGGCAGGACAGUGGUGGAGCUCCAAUAUGUAACAUGCAGUCGUAUUGGUCAAUGCAGCAGCCCGAUCAGACUCACUGGUUUGCUGGAGACCGACCGAGUGGCGACGGCGAUGCAAAGUACAUGGAUCAGGAUUCUGACUUGUUGUCCUAUCAGCGUAAUAACACCAUGAUGAUGAUGUCGGCACACUCAUCCACUCACAUGACCGGCUACGACCAUCUAGGUGAUCACAAUGUGGCCGAUGUAGUGAUUGUGUCCAGUGAAUAUUAGAGUGGACACGAACUGUGUUAAAUCUGAGCACAUCCCCAGCUGGAUAACUUAAUUGUGAUCUGGGCCCGUGCUUAAUAAACUUUUAAUUAAGAGUCCAGACUCAAUCUCUAAUGAUGUCACACACAUACAGUUUGUAUGGCAUUUUCAUGACAUUGGUGUCUCGGACUCAAUAGAGUCUCGAGUCUAGACUAAAUGUUUACAAGCACCAAGCCAAUCCAGUGAAUAUUAGAAUGGACUGACUGUACACGAACUGUGUUAAAUCUGAGCACUUCCCCAACUUGAGAUAACUUAACUGUGAUCUGGAUCCGUGCUUAUAAAACUUUUAAUUAAGAGUCCAGACUCAAUCUCUGAUGAUGUCACACACAUACAGUUUGUAUGGCGUUUUCGUGACAUUAGUGUCUCGGACUCAAUAGAGUCUCGAGUCUUGACUCUAAAAGUUUAUAGGCACCAAGCCUGGGUGAUUAUGACAUGGUGUUUGUGUCUGAUCACAGAGUCAAGGGUUUAUUUCUUAGUCUUCCUGUUUGAGAAGCUUGUAAUAAUGAUACUUUCUGUCAUGAGUGGCACUCAAAAUAAAUAGCACAUGUAAGGCAAA